Messenger RNA from Cryptococcus amylolentus CBS 6039, 1385 nucleotides. RefSeq lists its product as hypothetical. Lineage: Eukaryota; Fungi; Basidiomycota; Tremellomycetes; Tremellales; Cryptococcaceae. Bases 87 to 1250 code for a protein of 387 amino acids. The transcript is spliced from 4 exons. The record is from RefSeq and is a predicted model, not a curated record.
GAGUCUUAUAUGAAUGCGCUACAUACAUGGCUGGAAGCAUUCAAGGGGUCGAACAGGAAAGUAGCGAGCCGAAGAGAUAGCUUAUCAUGCAAAAACAGUCCACGACCCUCUUCGAGCCAGAAUCGAAGGCGUCCACCCGCUUUGCCCACCAUUUCGACAUCAUAUCCUACUUUGUCGCCACUCCCUUCUUGUCCAAAGCCGACCUCUUCCAUCUCUUGCUCUCAUCACCGAUAUUCUUCCCCACCGCCGGUCAAGCACUGUACCAUCGUCUACCAAUAUCGGUCAAGUGCAAUCCCCUGAUCGGAGCCACCGCUAUCGCUUCUCCAAGGGAUCCGUCAGCACAAUCACCAUACGGCAAAGACGUUUUAUUGCGCUACGUCAAAGAAGUCCACUUUGAAAGAUCUUCCUCGUCUCCCAGGAAAGAAUGCUGGAGUCACAACUGGCCCUGCUCCCCCCUCCCCUACCUCCAACACAUCAUCAUCUCCCUCCCCCCCACCGGCACAUUCAAAUCCACCUCCGCACCUCUUUCGGGCGGCCUCGUCCCCGACGACAGAUUCCUCCGCUCCCUCUGCUCUCGCGCCACUUCCUUGCAUAUCCAUUCUCGGGCUUGGGACUUUGCGUGGACGCUUUAUGAUGUGAUUAGUGUGUUACCGCACUUGAGGAGGGUGUGUAUCAAGUUGAGGUUGUGGGAUGUGAGGGGUCUUUGGAAGGCGUUUCAGCGGUUAGCAAAGCUUGUGCCGGAGACGAAGUUGGAGAAAGUGUGUAUCUACUUGUGGGACGAACCCGACAUGCUUGAGCUCUUCUCUCAAUCUCCAAGCUCUUCGCCUACGGCUGUACCGACCACCUCGCACCUUCGGACAUCGAUGAUCUGGGCAGGAGGCGGUAUGCGGACGUUGCUGGAAACGCUGGCAGAGCUAGAGUCGGUGAAGUGGGUGGAGGUGUUCAAUUAUGAUGAAGUGAGGGGUGUUUAUGAGAGGGAGGAGCUGGUGGAGAGUAGGUUUUGGGAGGAUAGGCAGAUGAUCUGGGGUCUUGGGUUCUCGCAGGAUACAGAUUGUUCAACAACAGGUGGUAAAGCGAUAUCAUUCCCGCCCGGUAUCGACUACUAUACCACUCUUUGGGAUGGAAGCUGGAUAAUGGAUGAGGAGCGGUAUUUUGAAGAGGUGGUUCGUGCCCAACGCGGUACAGUAACCAUAUUAGAGAAUGAGGAAGAUGGAGAGUUGGCAAAGCGGUUGAAUCAGACCCGGCUGUAAGAUUUUUAAGUGUCGUUGUAGUAUGGCUCUUGGAGAAUGGCGAGUAGUUUGCAGCUGACUGAGACAUGUUUGAUAGAUGAUGUCAUUGAAGCAACAUGUUGUAAGAUAUGCCAGAUGUAUACCAUGUACCGCUUA